This is a messenger RNA of Linum tenue, 855 nucleotides long. The record is from the annotation of a GenBank genome assembly. Lineage: Eukaryota; Viridiplantae; Streptophyta; Magnoliopsida; Malpighiales; Linaceae.
CUGAAUCGUAACCCCCAAAUUGUGGAUGGACUAGUUGUUUCACUUUCAUCCUCCGCAUUCCGGUCGCUCCAGCCAACAUCUCUCUCUCCCGACGAUCUCAGCAUCCAUCCACAGAUGGCGAAACCCGCGUCUGCCGCCGGAGCCACUCUCCUCCAAACUCUCCGUCGCUACAUUAAAAAGCCAUGGGAGAUAACGGGACCUUGCGCGGACCCGGAAUACAAGCAUGCCAUCCCGAAAGCCACUGAGUAUCGCCUUGAGUGCCCCGCCACAACCAAGCUGAAGGCCAUCGUGCCCACCUCCGAACCUGAAACCGUUUUCGACAUCAAGUACCACACAAGGGAUCAGCGCCGGAACCGUCCACCGAUCAAGCGCACGGUUUUGAAGAAGGCCGAUGUUGUUAAGAUGAUGAAGGAGCAGACCUUCGGGGUUGCCGAUUUCCCUCCCGUUUAUUUGACGGGAGCGAUGGAGGAGGAUAUCAACACCCGAGGCGGUGGCUACCAGAAAUGAGGGAAGAGAUCAUCAACAUAACUGUGGAUCUUGGCUGUGUAGCUGGUAGGGAGUUCCAGGGUUUGCCCAUCAAUAAGAUCAGCUACUGGCAACUAGCAUUUCACAUUUCAUAUAUCUUGAUUCGGAUCCUCUGCUUCGAACAUUUAAAUAUUCCAAAUGCGAUUGCAGUUGGUAUGGAAGAAUAGUUACAGACCUAUGACACAGGAUAUUUGUUUGGUCAAUUAUCAAAAAGCUUGUAUUUACUUUAUUGUCACCUGCCGUAACUUCAGUGUUUCUGUUUUUUGCCUUGUUCAGCAUUUUGUAAAAGCAUGCUGACAGUGAUUUCUGGUGUCUUUGUGCUGCUUUAAU